Molecule: messenger RNA, 3882 nt
Organism: Drosophila gunungcola (fruit fly)
Lineage: Eukaryota; Metazoa; Arthropoda; Insecta; Diptera; Drosophilidae
Gene: ksr
Product: kinase suppressor of Ras 1
Exons: 1
Coding region: 411-3320 (969 amino acids)
Biological process (GO): protein phosphorylation
Molecular function (GO): ATP binding; protein kinase activity
Source: RefSeq, a predicted model, not a curated record
AUUUUUUUUUUGCAACUGAGGAAGGCGUAUAUUCAAAUACUAGGAUUUCAAUUUCGGUUGAACCAAAAUUCCAUAAUGCUGUGCAUUCGCUUUAUUUAGUACAUUUUGGAGAGCCGAAAACCUAAUAACAAUUGCCACGCACGGUCACACUGGCGCAAUGCCCUGCACUUGGGUGUAGAGAAAUUUCAACAACAGCCGAAGAAAUUGUACAAUUAUCGCAUUUCUUGAGCCGUCUCGAGUUGCGGGCGUGAGUGUGCGAAAGCCGGAGCAGCAGCUGCGAAAGUCAAGGUCGUUGGAAGUGGGCCACAAUGCGGAGCGGAGGCCCAGUCACUGGUGCCAUCGAAUCAUCGAGCCCCCGUAAGGGCGUUUGAAAAAAUCAAUCGGGCUCCACUCCGCCGCGAAUCAGCAGGAUGAGCAGCAACAACAACGCCCCCGCGUCCGCCCCAGACUCCGGCUCCAGCAACGCCAAUGAUCCCGUCUCCAGUUCCCUGUCAGUGGACAGCAACCUGGUCAUCAUCCAGGACAUGAUUGAUCUCUCGGCCAACCAUCUGGAGGGCCUGCGCACGCAGUGCGCCACCAGCUCCACGCUGACGCAGCAGGAGAUUCGCUGCCUGGAGUCCAAGCUGGUGCGCUACUUCUCCGAGCUGCUGCUGGCCAAGAUGCGGCUGAACGAGCGCAUCCCGGCCAACGGGCUGCUGCCCCACGCCACGGGCAACGAGUUGAGGCAGUGGCUCCGGGUGGUGGGCCUCAGCCAGGGUACCCUUACCGCCUGCCUCGCCCGCCUCACCACGCUGGAGCAGAGCCUGCGACUGAGCGAUGAGGAGAUCCGCCAACUGGUGGCCGACAACCCCAGCCAGCGGGAGGAGGAGGAGCUGCGGCGCCUGACCAGGGCCAUGCAGAACCUGAGGAGGUGCAUGGAGUCGCUGGAGAGCGGCACUGCGGCCAGCAACAACGAUCCAGAGCAGUGGCACUGGGACUCCUGGGACAGGCCCAUCCACAUUCACCGCGGCAGCGUGGGAAACAUAGGACUGGUGCAGAAUUCAACCGCCUCCCCGAGACCCCAUCAUCGCCAGCAUGGUGUCAAGGGGAAGAAUCCCGCUCUGGCCAAUUCAUCCAGUUCCAGGAGCGGCCGUCAAUCGCCCACAGCGACUGAGGAGCUGAACAGCACGCAGGGCUCCCAGCUAACGCUGACCCUCACGCCCUCGCCACCCAACUCGCCCUUCACGCCUUCCAGCGGGCUGAGCAGCAGCCUUAAUGGAACCCCGCAGAGGAGUCGCGGCACCCCGCCACCCGCCAGGAAGCACCAGACCCUGCUAAACCAGAGCCAGGUACAGGCGGACGGGGAGCAGCCAGCCCGCAGUCGGCUGCCCACUGACCCCAGCCCGGAUAGCCACAGUUCCGCCAGCUCAGACAUCUUCGUGGACGCCAAUACCAAUGCCAGCUCCGGAGGAAGUACCUCCAACGUGCUUAUGGUGCCGUGCUCCCCGGGCGUGGGCCACGUUGGCAUGGGCCACGCCAUCAAGCAUCGCUUCAGCAAGGUCAUCGGCUUCAAGGCCACCUGCACGCUGUGCCAGAAGCAGGUAUUCUCCCGCUGGCAAAAGUGCACCGACUGCAAGUACAUCUGCCACAAGAACUGCGCCCCACAUGUGCCGCCUUCCUGCGGACUGCCACGAGAAUAUGUGGAGGAGUUUCGGCACAUCAAGGAGCAGGGCGGAUACACCAUCGCACCGCAUGUCCACGGCGUGCCCAAGGGGUCGCCGCUGGUGAAGAAGAGCACCCUGGGCAAGCCGCUGCAUCAGCAGCACGGCGACAGCAGUUCGCCGAGCUCCAGCUGCACCAGCUCCACGCCAAGCAGUCCGGCGCUGUUCCACCAAAGAGGGCGAGAACUGGAGCAGGCUGGCAGCUAUGGCAGCAGCUCCAGCGCCAAUCUAGUGCCCACGCCAUCGCUGGGCAAGCACCAGCAGAGUCAAUUCAACUUUCCCAACGUGACGGUCACGGGAAGUGGCGGCAGCGGAGGCGACACUCUCAUCUCCAACGAGUCAGUGCCUGAGCAAUUUCCCCCGGCGCCUGUAACCGUCAACGGCGGAAUGGACAGCCUGGUGAGCAGCUCCAACGGGCACAUGAGCUCCCUGAUCAGCAGCCAGACAUCAAACGCUUCAAGUGCCGCCACCGUGACGGGCAGUCUGGUGAACAGCACAACGACCACCAGCACCAGCAGCUUCUUUCCGCGCAAGCUGAGCACAGCCGGAGUGGACAAGAGGACGCCCUUCACCAGCGAGUACACAGACACACACAAGUCGAACGACAGCGACAAGACGGUCUCCUUGUCCGGAAGCGCCAGCACGGACUCGGACAGGACGCCCGUUCGAGUGGACUCAACGGAGGACGGAGAUUCGGGACAGUGGCGGCAGAACUCCAUUUCACUGAAGGAGUGGGACAUUCCCUACGGCGACCUACGCCUGCUCGAGCGGAUUGGACAGGGGCGCUUUGGAACUGUGCAUCGGGCCCUCUGGCACGGAGAUGUGGCCGUGAAGCUGCUCAACGAGGACUACCUGCAGGACGAGCACAUGCUGGAGACCUUCCGCAGCGAGGUGGCCAACUUCAAGAAGACGCGCCACGAGAAUCUGGUGCUGUUCAUGGGCGCCUGCAUGAACCCGCCGUAUUUGGCCAUAGUGACUUCGCUGUGCAAGGGCAACACCCUGUACACGUACAUCCACCAGCGCCGGGAGAAGUUCGCCAUGAAUCGCACCCUCCUGAUUGCCCAGCAGAUAGCCCAGGGCAUGGGCUACCUGCACGCGAGGGAGAUUAUCCACAAGGAUCUGCGCACCAAGAACAUCUUCAUCGAGAACGGCAAGGUGAUCAUCACGGACUUUGGCCUGUUCAGCUCCACCAAGCUGCUCUACUGUGAUAUGGGCCUGGGUGUGCCCCACAACUGGUUGUGCUACCUGGCGCCGGAGCUCAUCCGGGCGCUGCAGCCGGAGAAGCCGCGCGGCGAGUGCUUGGAAUUCACCCCCUACUCGGAUGUCUACUCCUUUGGAACUGUGUGGUACGAGCUAAUUUGCGGUGAGUUCACGUUCAAAGAUCAGCCGGCGGAGUCGAUCAUCUGGCAAGUGGGCCGCGGAAUGAAGCAAUCGCUGGCCAACCUGCAGUCCGGACGGGAUGUCAAGGACUUGCUGAUGCUGUGCUGGACGUACGAGAAGGAGCACCGGCCGCAAUUCGCGCGCCUGCUUUCGCUGCUGGAGCACCUGCCCAAGAAGCGGCUGGCGCGCAGUCCCUCCCACCCCGUCAACCUCUCCCGCUCCGCGGAGUCCGUGUUCUGAGGGACCUGCUACCUGGUCACCGUAACUGUGUAGUACAAUUUCGACCGCUUCACCUAGCUAGCUCGCUGCUUCUCAAACAGUAAACUCUCCUAAGCUAAGUUCGAUCGAACCAAGCAAAUAUUGUAAAUACUUAAACGUAACUAUCAAAUUAUAGCUAACGAUUUUAAAACUAAAUUAUGUACGCAUGUAUCGGUUGCAAUCCAGUUGCAGUUGUGAGCAAACAAAACAAAGCAAGGGGAAAACAAAUGUUAACUCGAAAAAGACAAAAACGUUUAAAUGUUAAAGAGCAGAGGCAAACUGAGAAGGCAUAGACAUAUACAAACAAACAAGCACUGUGGCAAAUAUUAUUGUAAACGUUAAUCAGGUGAGCAAUUUCUAAAUUGUUAAUUAUGUGUAAGUAAAGCUCUAUAUAUAUGUAUAUGUAUACAGACCUGUAUAUGAGAGAUUAGUGUUUAAAUAAAUAUAUAUUGUGAAUUAUGUAUGGUCAAAUGUAUAUAGUAAAUGGACUAAAAUUACGAGAUCAAGCAGAAUGUCAAAUAAACUUAUCACUACAGCCAAAUUA